GGCUAAGAUCAAGUGUAGUAUCUGUUCUUAUCAGUUUAAUAUCUGAUAUGUGGGCCAUGCGCCCACUUCGAUAUUAAAUUUAUUUUUUGUGGGGGAGGGACCACCACAGUGGCUUGCCACUGGGUCCCUCGAGCGUCGCCUAGGCGUUGCACUGCUGCUCAGGCCUGGCGCACCCCAACCAAUUCUAAGGGCCUGUUUGGUAGGGCUUAUUGGGCGGCUUCUGGAGAAGCCGUACCAAACGCCCUUCCAAAAAACGGCUUCUCUCGCGAAGCACCCGUGAAGCCGUUUUCCAAUUUGUACUGGGGAGGAGAAGCCCAAAAAACCAGCUCCCCGCGGCUUCCCCUCCAUCCGCGCCCCCCAUGUUACCAAAUUACCCUUCGACUCUUCUUCUGGUAGCGCCUCCUCCGGUCUGGUCUGGCGGCGGCCGGCAUGGACCCUCCUCCGGCGGCGGGAAACUUGGAUCCGGCGGUCGAAAGGGGUAGAUCCGGUGGUGGGCUCCAAGAUGCGCCAAGCGGAGGGUCCAACGGCGCGCCGUAUGUGUCCGGCGGAGGGGCUGGCGGCGCCCCGUUCUUGUGGCCGGGAGGCCCGCCGACGGGUCCCCUGGGUGCCCUCCUGGCCGCCGCAGGAGUGCCUCCCGGCAUGGUGGCGGGCGCAUGGCCUGGAGGCGCAGCAACCGCGGCGGGCCAGCCACCGGCGCAGCAACCGGCCAUCCCAGCCGCGGCGGGCCUGGCCGCCGGCGCGUGGCCCGGCAUCCCCGGCGCAUGGCCCGGCGUCCCCAGCGCGGGGCCAUCAGCUUCCCAGGCCUCCGGCAUCCCCAACGCCGCCAUGCCCGGAGGAUGGCCGGAGUGGUGGGCCGGAGCAGCGGCGGCGGCUCUAGGGCCGGAUUGGCUCCGUGCCGAUCCUCAACAGGAGACAGCUUCACAGGAGGUUGGAGGCAAUGACGAGCGGCUGCCGGUUCGGGUCACCUCUGGUCCAGUUCGGAGCUCCUCAACUCGUCGGCGAGGUACCCGCGCACCUAGGCCACCACCGGCGGCUAGGACAGCUACUGCUCCUGCAUCUGUGGACGUCGACCUCACCGAUCCAAGGAGAAGCCGUUUUGCCAAACACUUUUCAGAAUGGCUUCAGCUUCACCAGAGAAGCUGUUUCACCAGAGCAGCCACAGCCGCAGCCGUUUCAGCCACAGCCACAGCCCUACCAAACAGGCCCUAA
Messenger RNA from Setaria italica (foxtail millet), 1209 nucleotides. Its product is annotated as elastin-like. Lineage: Eukaryota; Viridiplantae; Streptophyta; Magnoliopsida; Poales; Poaceae. The record is from RefSeq and is a predicted model, not a curated record. The coding region runs from base 430 to 1209 and encodes 259 amino acids. The transcript is spliced from 2 exons.